This is a messenger RNA of Aspergillus steynii IBT 23096, 978 nucleotides long. RefSeq names its product MBL fold metallo-hydrolase. The transcript has a single exon. The record is from RefSeq and is a predicted model, not a curated record. The coding region runs from base 1 to 978 and encodes 325 amino acids. Lineage: Eukaryota; Fungi; Ascomycota; Eurotiomycetes; Eurotiales; Aspergillaceae.
AUGGAAUCUCCCAGUACUGUCUCGGUACAUACCCUAGAAGCCGGUAAUUUGUCGUUACCCGAGCGAUUCUUCAUCACGCCGGUUGAUGAGGAAUACAAGAAGAAAACUGUUCCUUCUCUGUCAUUUCUGAUUCAACACCAGUCAGCUUUAACGGGCGAGAUUACAAGAAUCGUCUUCGACCUUGGAAUCCGCCGGGAUCCCGAUCUUUACAGCGAAGCCAUCCGCAAUCAUAUUACCACCAGACUCCCACUGUAUAGACACCCUGAUGUCAUUGAAUCGCUUUCUUUAGGAGGCCUUGAUAGCUCGAAUGUUGACUACGUCAUGUUCUCCCAUGUUCACUGGGACCACGUCGGCAUGCCUUCGGAUUUUCCGAGUUCUUAUUUCAUCGUGGGUAACGGAUCACGGGCGCUCCUAGAUGGAAGCCAGUCACUGAACAAUGGAAGUCAUAGUCACUUCGAAAGUGACCUUCUUCCAUUGGACCGAACAUUCGAGUUGCCUUCCUCUGCGGAGUCCACUUCAGGUCCAAAAGUCCAGCAGAAGCAUCUUCCUUUAUUGCUAUCGCGACUCUCUGAAGGCGAUUGGACCUCACUGGGACCUAUACCAAAUGCAAUCGAUGUCUUCCGAGACGGAAGUCUCUGGAUCGUGGAUGCGCCUGGUCAUCUUCCAGGCCAUACGAACUUACUUUGUCGCGUCAGCGUCAACCCUGCGCGAUAUGUCUAUCUUGCCGGAGAUGCCUGCCAUGAUCGACGUAUUCUGGCAGGCUCGAAGAACAUUGCAGAAUGGACUGAUCCGCAGUACCCGCAUAAGGUGUGCUGUGUUCAUGCCAAUAAGGAGCAAGCAAUGGAGACCAUUGGGUGGAUUCGGGAGCUUGAGAGUGGAAGGACGGGAUUGGGGGAGGUCGAGGUUGUGCUGGCUCACGACGUUUACUGGGCUGGCAGUGCGAAAGGAUUUGGUAGAUACUUUCCAGGGCAUUUAUAA